This is a messenger RNA of Amphibalanus amphitrite, 333 nucleotides long. RefSeq lists its product as uncharacterized. NCBI's taxonomy places the organism in Eukaryota, Metazoa, Arthropoda, Thecostraca, Balanomorpha, Balanidae. Bases 1 to 333 code for a protein of 110 amino acids. The record is from RefSeq and is a predicted model, not a curated record. The transcript has a single exon.
AUGGAGUUUUCGGCUCUGGCUCCCACGUACCGCCUGGGAGAGAAGACGGUCCGCCCCAUAGUCUACGACACGUGUGCCGCGAUCAUCGCCGCCGUCGGUCCGGAGGUGUUGGCCUCCCCUACUCGCCGCACCUGGGAGAGGAGCGAGGCCACCUUCCGAGACCGGUGGAACUUCCCAAACUGUGUGGCAGCACUCGACGGAAAACAUGUCGUCCUGCAGGCGCCAGCCAACACCGGAAGUGAGUACUACAACUAUAAGCACACCUUCAGCACUGUUCUGGCCGCCGUGGACGGCGACUAUCGAUUCGUGUACGUGUCGGUCAAGGCCGUAUAA